Molecule: messenger RNA, 2730 nt
Organism: Papaver somniferum (opium poppy)
Lineage: Eukaryota; Viridiplantae; Streptophyta; Magnoliopsida; Ranunculales; Papaveraceae
Product: putative disease resistance protein RGA3
Exons: 1
Coding region: 118-2214 (698 amino acids)
Biological process (GO): defense response to other organism
Molecular function (GO): ADP binding
Source: RefSeq, a predicted model, not a curated record
GUAACGAUUGACACUUAAAAAGUGACACCUGGUUAACUACGCUUAUAUAAUGAGGGAUCACUCGCAUCUUGAUUUAAAGGGAUUCACUUGCAAACCUUCGUCUGAAUUAGAGUUAUUAUGAUUUACUCAUUAUUUUUAUCACUCACAGACAAGCUAAAUCAAAUAGAUCAAAAGUUGAGUAGUAGUGGGAAGAUAAUUCCGUCCAGAAAAAAGGAGAUUAAAAAGCUUAUAGAGCUAUUAAACAAAUUCAAUCCUUAUCUUCUGGACGCAGAAGAAAAGCAAUUUGUAGAUGAAGAACUCUCUGAGUUUCUGGGAAUCAUCAAGCAUGUAGCAUACGAAGCACGUGAUUUGUCGGACGAUAUUCUCCACCAGCAGCAGCAGGAUAAUGAUAAAAGAGGAAAGGUACUCGACUCUUUUUCUAAUUUUUUUCCCGAUCUUAAUUGGGGAGUGAAAUUAAGAUUAUUAAUUAAAAAAUUGGGAAAAUUGGAGAAGCAGAUACCCGUAUUCGAACUUAAUGAAACACCAGUAAAUUGUGAAACUAUACAUGGUCAUCGUUUGGAUGAAUUUUGUCGUGGCCAUGAAGAAAAAGAAUAUUAUUGUAUUGGUAGGGAGUCUGAUAAAAAUCUUAUCUUUAACAAGUUGUUUGAGGAAAACUCGGGGUUCUCUGGGCUGAAAGUCAUAUCCAUAUUUGGCAAGGGUGGGCUUGGUAAAACAACCCUUGCCCAGUCGGUAUAUAACGAUCCCAACGUUCAAUUGCAUUUUGGUACUAAGAUCUGGGUCUCUGUUCCUAACACCCCGGUUUAUCUUCGAAUCAUUGUCGUCAAAAUUCUGGAGGCGUUAUCAAUUUCUGAUUUCGGCGGUGAUCUUCGUGGUUCUGAUAUUGCUCAACUUUUGAGUGUCUUGAGCAAAUGUAUGAAACAAAGAAAAUUCUUAAUAGUCCUGGAUGAUGUUUGGGAUGAAAACUUCGAGAAAUGGGACAGUCUCAAGCAAUCACUUCAAAGUGGCGCUCCAGGAAGUAGCAUCAUGAUCGUCACACACAACAAAGGUUGUGCCUACUUAAUGAGCACCACAACUCUACACGAGCUAAAGCCUCUGUCCAAAGACUGCGCUUGGGAACUGUUUCGGCGUACAGCUUUCCCGGACCCAGAUGAUGAUGCUGCAUUAAAACCGUUUGAUGAUAUCGGCAGGGAGGUGUCACUGUACUGCACCGGCGUCCCUCUCGCGCUGACAUGUCUCGGAGGGCUGAUGCGUACCAAAACAACCACGCAGGAAUGGGUAGAUGUCGUGGACAGCGAUACGUGGGAGCUACUGGAGAUGCAGCCAUUUCUACCGGCUCUGUGCUUCAGCUACUACGCUUUGCCACCUCAUCUAAAACUCUGCCUCGCUUACACUGUAACCUUCCCAAAAGCUCACCUCAUUGACAAGGAGAUGCUCGUAAGGAUGUGGAUGGCGGAAGGUUUCCUCGGCUCAUCCUUAACCAAAGAUUGGGAGCCAGAACUUCUGGGCGACCAGUUCGUUAAGGAGUUAACGAUGCGCUCGCUCUUCACAGCUUGCGGAAAGGGUAAAAACGGUUCCAUAACUCACCUCAAGAUGCAUGACCUGCUGCACGACUUGCUCAUAUCAAUGUGCGGGGACUCCGUCGCGCAAGUCAACUGCUCAUCCCUCGAGAGUAGCAAGGCUCGCCAUGUAUCAGUAAUCUAUAGCAAUCUGGAUUCCAUCGGCGUCUCUAUAGGCAGAAAGGCGAAACAUGUGUCAACCCUGAAAUUCUUUGAAUGCACGGCGGCUUCCAGGAAAAUCUCCCCAAACAUGUUUCAACAGAUGAGACAUCUCAGGGUACUGGAUUUGAGUUAUCUUCGCCUCGAAGAAAUUCCUAGCCAGGUGGGAGGACUGAGGCUUCUGAGGUACCUUGGCCUGUCUCACGCAAAACUAAGCCGGCUGCCGGAAAAGUUAUGCAAUCUACGUGAACUUCAGACUCUGAUCCUCAGUGGUUGUGAAGAACUUGUUGAGCUCCCAAGCAGGUUGGGAGAGCUAUGCAGCUUGAGACAUCUUGAUAUUGAUAAUACUCCUAAACUGAGGUCCUUGCCACCAGGAAUCCAGAGGUUACUAGCAUCUCUUCCGAGGUUAUCUAAAUUCCCGGAUAGUCUCCUUUCCGAGCGACCUCACGAGCUCAAAGGGUACAUGAAGACCUCCUUUCAGAGUUCAAAAAUCAGGUAACUCCAAUCCUUAAUUAUAUUCUAUAAUAUUCAUAAUUCAACAUGCAAGUUUUAUCUGUCCUCCCAAUACGGAAGAAUAUUGUAAAUUCGUCAAAUUAAAGGAAAACAUGCCGAGGGGUUGAAUGUCAUAUCUUGCUAGUGCGGAAUCUUUAUUGUGCGCACAAAUCUCCAACAACAGUAUGAAAACAGUAGCUGAAAUGGAGUUACUUUGCUAAUGCGGAAUCUUUAUUAUGUAAUCCUACUUAGCAGGUCUAGUUUCUAUGUACCCCUCCUAUAUAUUUGUAAUCCAUUUGAUUUACGAAAUAAGUUACUCCGGUUGAAGUUUUAUUGUCAAAAUAUAGUUAGCAAACACGGUGUCUCAUAUAGUUAAACUUAGUCGAUGUUUCUUUCUUUUUAGUCUGAUCUUUUAUGAGGCUGCUAAUGGGAAAACAUGAUGUGGUUUAGUGCAAAUGUCAGAUAUUCAGGUGCAGACUGAACACUAUGAAAUUAAUCAUACAAUGGUAAACAUUGCCUCUCA